GUGAAGGACACAGGACGGAAAUGAAACUUCUAAACCUCUCAUUACAUAACAGUUGCUCAGGGAGCACUGCAAUAAAUCGGAAGAAGGGUGUCAGGAGUUAUUCAGUUUCGUCAUACUGAUUUAUCCUAGGAGGAUUGAACACCAAUCAUAAUUGAUUUUGGUUAAUCUUAUAUCUACAAAAAGCAUAUGUUCUUCUGUGAGUCAGGUUACUGCUAGACCAAAAUAAAACAAAACUCCACUAGGAAUAUUUGAACACAAUCUAAGGAGUUAAUGCUUCUGGAAAAACAGUUUAUCUUUACAUACAAAUGUCGAAGAUAAAGAACGGGGAUAAAACUAGAGUGAAACUGCAAGAGAACACCGAAGGAGAUAGGACACGAAAGUUACUCAUUAAUGCAGAAGUAAUGUGUUUGGCUGAUGUGUUGACAGACCCAAGGCAACUGCUUCAUCGAGCAUCACAUAAAAAGCCUGGUAGGGCUGAGACAUAUAAUUUGACUUCUUUAAACACGGGACGGCUCUCCAGAGCAAUCAGUAUUGAUCAUUCUGAAGAUUUCCAAUGUGGGAUGAAUGAAAACUUUGAAGAAAAUGAAAACACAUUGUCUCAAAAUCCACCAUGUCCAGCAAAGGUUCAUAUAGUUAAAAAGGAAAAAAAGAACAUAACAAACAAAAGUAAAACAGCACAAGGUAAUGUAAAGAUAUUUGAGAAGCCCCGAAUAAUCAUUACCGUGAUGAAGCCGUUUGGGCUACGAGUUCUGCGUUCCAAUCCAGUCCCAAAUGUAAAUGUGUCUAUUCGACACAUUCAAAAAUGGAAAAAGAAAAUACGAACCCAAACUAAACAGCAGAGUGAAGAUAUUCAGAAGAAGAAAAUUAUGAUCCCAGUAGACAAUCAUCUGGAAAAUUCAAAUGAUUAUAUCGUAAAGAAGUGGAUUCAACAAAAGAAUAUGUUACUAAGAAAAGAGAGAGAAAGGAAGAAGAAGCAGAGACGCUUAGAAAAAGCAAAUAAUAAAAGACAAGAAAUUGAUCGUCAAAAGAGGCAAAAAGAAUCUGAAGAAAAGGUUAAAAUGUGGAUGAAGAACAGAAUAAAAAACAGUUCAAAGAAGAAUAUAAACAUUAAUGAGAGUGUGAUUUCACUCAGCACAGAUAAAAGUGCUCAAAAUGCAAAAGUGUCACCUCCUGUUGUAAAUGCAGUGAAAAAAUCUAUUAGCCAAAACCCAAUUAAAACCUUAAAGACUGAAAAACAAAUAACUGAAGAAAAGUUGGAGCUGAAAAAGAAAAGAGUCCUUAUCCCAGGUACGCGGAAAUCCACAACUGAGACAGUAUCUUCAAAACCAUAUUUUGUUUCAUUAGAAAAUCAACUGAUGAAUUUAUGCAAAGUGGACUCCACCAUGGUUCCAAAUUCAAAGCAAGACAAUCAAGAAUUUCAGAAAUCAAACAGCAAGAAGGCACAGAAGGUUAAAUUAUUGCAUCAACCAAUGGAAGUAAAAUCGUUUUCAAAACCAACCUCUUUCAAAGUGACAAAAAGAGAUUCACCAUGUUUCAGCAAUAAACCUCAAACUAAAGAAUUGAAUAAUGGCAAUUCCAAAAGUAGAAAACAUCUUAUACACAAUCUUCCAUUCAAUGAACUGCUUUCAAGAAAGUCAAAGAAACCCAAGGAGUUGCAAGCAAAAGUGAAGGAAAAAGAACCAGAAUUGGAUAAAAAUCUUCAAACUGUUGUCUCAAAAGUGGCAAAUAAACAAAUGCAAAAUAAAAUAGAUAGCAAAAAGAGUGUAUUUGGAAAGAAAGAGUUUGGUAAGUUAGCUAAUAUUUCAUUAGCAUCUGAAUUCACAGCAGUAACUCCAAAACCAAAAUGGCUCCAAGAAGCCAAAGUUACUCCAGCUGUAAAGAACUGGUUUGUGCAUAGAUUGGAAGAGAAUCUGAAUGGUGAAAAUAGUGAUUCAUCACCACAAGAUGGCCAGAAAGUCCAACUUAAAACAUCUUAUUCUUUGUGUGGAAAGACAUAUGAAGCAGCUAAAUAAAGGUCUAAUGUCCUGAAACAAGAUGGUGCACUGAGAGAUAAAGAGAUUGAAGAAAGUUCAGAGAAAAUAUUAUUUGGCUUUAAUGAAAAUCUCUGUCGAAGAUCAUGUGUUCAGGAAAAUAACAUGUUAAAACAUAAAAAAAAGGCAGCCAAUGAGUAACUGAACUGAUCUCAUACUGGAAUCACUUUGUAAGCAAACACAUUUUAGAACAGAUUAAUUUAAUUUGAUCAAUGAAGUAUACUGACCAGUAGAUUAAAAUUACAUACAGAAGUAAAACUACCCCUCAUCCUUCUUAUGAUCACUGUUUUCUUCAAAAACUACUACUUAAAUGACUGUGAAAGAUGCAAAAUUUUUAAAUGUCCAAAUGCCAUAUUGGUGAACCAACUUCUUUUGAAGUUAUUAACUAACCCUAGUCAUGUACUAAUUUUCAAAAUUGUGGAAUGUCUGAACAAUAUACAAAAUCUUCUAAACCACUUGUUUUUGUAAAGAAAUAAUUCUGUGUUGGUGGAAAAGGAACGGUGAAAUCAUUCUAGUAUUACAGGAUUGUACUCUUUCAGUCAGGUCACACAGAUGAUAGUCCAAAUGCCCACAGGUUUGAUUCUUUGUCAUAUUCCUUGGCAGAAAAGAUUACUUGAGUUUAUCUGUGUAUUGGAAUUUGCGUAAAAACACUAUGCUUUCCAAAGUUUGUUACUGAAUAUGUCAGAAAGUUGAGGUAAUAAACUGAACCGAAUGACUAAUACACCGAUAGAGUUGCUCUGGAUGGGAGGAGAAAUGGAUCAAUACUCUUCCUAUGAACUAGAAUUAUGUUCCUUUCCAAAUUUUCACUUGUUUUCUCAUUAUAGAAGUACAAAUAAGAAAUCAAAAAGUACUUGGAUAAGCACUUGAAGUGCCCUAAUGUAAAAGACCAUGGGCCAAGAGCUAAAGGCUGGAUGAUUCUGUCAGCCAGCUUCCAUGCUGUACAUUACUAUGAUUCUAUAAAUUAAAUGACUAGAAUAAUACUGACUGUGAGUAAUUAAAGUACAAUAUAUAUUUAGUAAUUAGUAUAACAAACAUAAGCAGAGGGAUAUGUUUUCCGUAGUAUGUAAGCUGUCCUCCUGAUUAUCUGGAGGAAGCUCCAUCAUGAGGCAGCUAAUCACGAGAAUAUUAAUAUGUUAGAAGUUCAAACAUCUACUUACGUAUGAAAUGCAUUGAAGAAAGCUAUUAUGAUACCUAAGAAGAGUUCUGCAAAGUUAUUUAAGUAGUUGAAGAAGAUCUACCUUUGUAAUGUAUAGAUUGACCAUCUAUGGUAUCUGAAUAAA
Molecule: messenger RNA, 3310 nt
Organism: Rhincodon typus (whale shark)
Lineage: Eukaryota; Metazoa; Chordata; Chondrichthyes; Orectolobiformes; Rhincodontidae
Product: titin homolog
Exons: 2
Coding region: 306-2012 (568 amino acids)
Source: RefSeq, a predicted model, not a curated record